AUGCUCGACCUCGAGCCGAUCGCGCCGCGCGAGAUUGGGACGCAGCACUCUCCGUACGUCGACCAGCUGGUGCAGCACGUGCAGCAGCUGGCGGGCUCCCUGUCGCAGCUCGGCGUGCCGGUGGCGGCGACUCUCGUCGGCGAGGCGAUCGGCGCCAUCUGCGAGCACUUGGUGGACGGGUACGCCGGCGUCAAGAAGGCGUCCGACGAGGGCCGCGCCCAGAUGUCGCUCGACGUCAAGACGCUGCAGGCGGCGCUGCGCAAGCUGCUGCCCGAGAUGGCCCCGUCGAUGGCGCAUGUCGAGGACUACCUCCGCGCGCUCUACCUGCCGCCGCAGGAGCUGCUCGCGUGGGCGCGCGCGCACCCGCAGUACUCGGACUUGCUCGAUAGCCUCGCCAAGCAGGACCGCUAA
Messenger RNA from Emiliania huxleyi CCMP1516, 411 nucleotides. RefSeq lists its product as hypothetical. Gene Ontology annotation, cellular component: EARP complex. Gene Ontology annotation, molecular function: SNARE binding. The transcript has 4 exons. Gene Ontology annotation, biological process: endocytic recycling; retrograde transport, endosome to Golgi. NCBI's taxonomy places the organism in Eukaryota, Haptophyta, Isochrysidales, Noelaerhabdaceae. The coding region runs from base 1 to 411 and encodes 136 amino acids. The record is from RefSeq and is a predicted model, not a curated record.